Molecule: messenger RNA, 996 nt
Organism: Durusdinium trenchii
Lineage: Eukaryota; Dinophyceae; Suessiales; Symbiodiniaceae
Source: the annotation of a GenBank genome assembly
GUCUCGUCGGCUCCUCGACGACUGGCGACGGGCCGUGGAGAUGUGGGAGGCGACGAGAUGGCAGUGACGGAGACCGAAUUCCACGCCAAGGCCGAAGUCUCUCUCCAGCAGAUCUUUGAGUCCUUGGACGCCAGUAACUUGGACUGUGUCGACGAUUUGGGCUACGAGGAUGGCGUCCUGACUGUCAAGCUGGAAGGGGGCAGAACAUUUGUGAUCAACAAGCACUAUGUCACUCGUCAGAUUUGGUACGCCUCGCCGGUCUCUGGCGCGCUGUAUUUCAACCUCCAGGCAGAUCAGACCUGGCGAACCAAAGAUGCGAUGGAGCUGGGCAAGUGCUUUUUGCAGGACUUGAUCCAGGUUUGCCCUGAAGCGCAGGAACUGGACCCUGCAAAGUUUUAUGCCUGAGCAGAUUCGCAUUUGGCCCAAGAAAGCCAGCGCAGCUUGUUGCUGGACAAUCGACCCACAAUUGUUUGCAUUUAUGGUCACAAACCAGCAGAAGAGUACGAGUAUACCAUAUUGCCAGCGGCUGCACUAAGCCGGGCCGCAUUGCUCUGAAAAUGCACAAAGGGCGAUGCAUCUGAAAGGAAGACGAAGGCGACUGUAUCUGAGUUCUAUCUUAUAUAACACAUAUUUUGGCAGAUGACGAACGUCUACAAAAAACGGGCAGUCUCAAAGGCCUUGAACGCUGAGAAUGAGGAGGACACCGUCGAGCUCUCACACAACCCCAAGGACCCCUUGGUGGGCUACGCCUUCAAAAUCCAGGACCAUCCACUAGCCGGGCAAGUGACCUACAUGCGGGUGAUUGACUUAGCUCCUCUUGCGGUUUUGCAGAGUUGUGUGCCACUCUGGCCUCUAUGCGUGUCAAACAUUUUGCUUUGUAUGCCAAAUCGCAAAAAGAUCUGGUUGCCCAGUAAUCAGCUGCACAAGAUCAGCCUGCUGGCAUUGCUGUUUCCGUUGCAUCGUGUAUUGGCAAGGUAUACCAGGGCAAAAUUGGAA